Molecule: messenger RNA, 210 nt
Organism: Paramecium tetraurelia
Lineage: Eukaryota; Ciliophora; Oligohymenophorea; Peniculida; Parameciidae
Exons: 1
Source: RefSeq, a predicted model, not a curated record
AUGUUUUUGAAUUAAAGUGAAUACGAUCUACGAGUCUUUUUGUCCUCCUAUUCAGAUGCUUUGCAUUGUUUAAAAUAAUCAGCGGAUAAAUCGACUUUAAGAAAAAACUAUGAAAAUAUUGCAAAUCGACUUACUAUUUAUGUGAAGCAAAAGAAAGUAUUUUAUUAACAAAAGGUAGAUGUUUGGAGAAGUAAGUUUAUCUAAAAAUGA